AUGGCCGACACAGAAGACGGGCAUUCUCGAGACAACAGCGAUACGGCAACUGUCAUCGAAGAAGGCACUUCGUCUGAGCAUCAGCAUCACAGUGGACAGACUAUCAACCUUAAUGACUUUUUCGCAAAUAUCUCCUUUCCGUUUCGUUUCGAUCGGCGCCGCGAAGACUUCCGCGCCCCGGACAUGGUUUGGACGCAGGUUCCCAGGACAGCUUCACCACUGCCAGCUCGUGGUCGCACUGGUGCUGCUCCGUUACGAUUCAGGGAGGUCCACCCUGGCUAG
Messenger RNA from Sparassis crispa, 282 nucleotides. RefSeq lists its product as hypothetical. The record is from RefSeq and is a predicted model, not a curated record. NCBI's taxonomy places the organism in Eukaryota, Fungi, Basidiomycota, Agaricomycetes, Polyporales, Sparassidaceae. Bases 1 to 282 code for a protein of 93 amino acids. The transcript has a single exon.